Molecule: messenger RNA, 1344 nt
Organism: Penicillium odoratum
Lineage: Eukaryota; Fungi; Ascomycota; Eurotiomycetes; Eurotiales; Aspergillaceae
Exons: 1
Coding region: 1-1344 (447 amino acids)
Source: RefSeq, a predicted model, not a curated record
AUGGCAGUUCAAUCAGUUUUCGACAUCAAAUCUUGCAACGUGGCCAAAAUCGCUGAGCUCCCUUGGCCAGUCAAGCUAUACAUCCUCAUGACAUCUGACUCCAGUAGCCUUAAGGAGCAAGAGGAUUCCGAGGCACACAAUGAUAUAACGCAGCCUGUGUGGUCAAUAACACACUCAUACUUUGCGAAUAUGGGAGGAAUUUUAUAUCGCGGCGCACAAAAGGAGACCCCAUUGACUACAAAAAAUAUUUCAAAGAAUUUUGAGCUCUACAAGUCGCUCAAUCUCACCGAAGAAGACAUCAGAGAUAAAGGAAAAAGUGAUUUAUUUGCUAAGGGAUUAGCAAUAUUGCAAAUCUCACAGCUGGUUCUUUCGCUGAUAGCCCGAGCAUACCGGGGUCUGCCGUUUUCACAGUUAGAGACACUUACGUUGUCGUUUUCUGUUUGCGGUGUGGCUACAUAUCUAUCUUGUUGGUACAAACCGCAGAAUGUGGAAGUGGCUACCCAGAUCAAAGAGAAACCCCCACUACAAGCGAAAGAUUUCCCAAAGUUCUAUGACAAUUUUUGGAAUGUUCUCAUGAACACUGAGCCCAAGGGACAGGGUGAUCGUAUAGCAAAUGACAACAUCCCAAGCGAAUCACAGCAAAAUGCUCAUGCAGUCAUUCCACUCCUCGCUCUUCUUUCAGCUGCUUUUGGAAGUCUGCACUUGAUAGCCUGGAAUUUCGACUUCCCGACAAGCAUUGAACAGCUACUUUGGCGAAUAGCCACUAUUUUAUCAAUUGCAGUUCCGAUCCUAGGUCUGCUUGCCAUUCCGUUAGCACAGAUCACCGUCAAAGCAGGCGAUCCUCAACAAUUCAUGGGCGACUGCUCUCAACUGCUGCGUGAGCUUCUGUGGGACGAUCCAACUAGACGCGAUGCUCAGAAAGCUGUAUUGAAAUUGGAGAGUAUCCAAACUGAGCCACGAGAAACCGAGCCACGCGAAUACAAGGAUAUAUUUGACCAGCCAUCCUUGCCUGACGACAUGCUUGAGCUCAUGGAGAGAUCACUUGAGGAGAGUACGCGUAACCUUCUCCGAGAGCCACUGCCGUUUUUACUUAACCUGAGACGACUGGUAAAGGGGAUGAAAGGAUUAGCACCGAAGAGGAUUGUUAAUAACUGCAACACGCAUAAAUUCCCGCGCAGAUCUCUUCUUCCGGAAAGUCUCAACUUGAUUAUCAUCUACAUCACCGGCUUGAUCUACUCUCUAUCUCGACUGAUGAUCAUAGCUCUCGCGCUGUCAAGCCUUCGGUCUAUGCCAGACGAAGUUUAUGUGAUUACAUGGACCAAAAAUAUCCCUUCUAUUCAAUAG